Molecule: messenger RNA, 2733 nt
Organism: Spodoptera exigua (beet armyworm)
Lineage: Eukaryota; Metazoa; Arthropoda; Insecta; Lepidoptera; Noctuidae
Source: the annotation of a GenBank genome assembly
AUGGAGCAAAUGUACCUGAUUGAGAUAUUCAUAAACAAAGUGACCGUGUUCGCAAAGGAUGAUGAAGAAAGCACCGGAAAUAAGAACCUUAUUAUUAAAAUAAAUUUUGGACCUAAAGUGCAAUUUAUAGUCAAGGAAGGCCAAUUAGCAGUAGUCGAUAGACCAGACGAUAUCAUCGAAAUUGAUGAGAAAACUGGUCGCAGACAAUGGACGAGAACUAUACGAGUUGGUAAAUCUUAUCUUUUCCCUGCACAUCCUGACACGAUACUUCAAACAUUAAGCAAAUUUCCACUAGAAGUAGAAGUUUGGAACGACGAUGAGACUGAACUUGAAAACAAUAUGUUCAUUGGAGUUGGCAAUAUGCACUGGGAUACCAAGUUUUUUCUUAUGUUGAAAGAAACAAAAGAUUCCUGCAAGGUACAUGAACCGUUGUCAAUUAAAACCAAAGUACCCCUGAUGGCUGAAUGUUGCUGCAAGCAAAUUGGCGAGGUUGAUUUUAUUCUUCGUUUGAGUGCUUUAGGAAACACCAUAAUUACGGAAUUUCAACAACUUAUGAAAGAUCCAGAAUCUUUUGUGUUUAGGACUAAUAAGGCACCGAGUAUGUUUGAAUGCAAAAGAGUAGAAGGUGAUGACCCCAACUUUUGUAUGGUUGGUUCUUUGUAUGAGACUACUACGUUAGAAGACCCAGAAAUUGUUGAUAGAGCACAAAAUAAGAUUGAAGUAUGUACUGAACUGCAAAGCUGUGGUAUGGAGAAGAAAGCAGAUCAAUACGUGUGUGAACACACUGCUACAGAAUCAACAACUUCUAAGAAAUAUGCAAUAGACAAGAUAAAAAUGGGUGAAAUUAGAGGCCCAUGUGGUAACACCAAUUGUGCUUUAGCACAUAAGGUCAGGAAGUACAUCAGAGCUUUGGAUACCUAUAAGGCGAAAGCAUCUGGUAUUGUGUUUACGAAGACGAAUCAAGACAAAAAAAUAUGUGGAAAAUGUAUCUGCAAAGAUGAUCGGUGGCACAGAGACAGCUGUCCGGAAAUAACGAACCGGAAGGUCAGAUGCAUAGGUUGUGCAGGAAUGACCAUGCCUGGUAACACCUGUGAAGAUAAACUAAAUAAACAUUAUGGUACAGGAAUGACUCCGAAAACGAGUACCACGCAAAUUAAUUACGUUUUUAGUGUACCAAAAUUUCGAGAUGACAAAAAAAGCUUGUUUGGACAAGAAACUAUAGUCGAAAAUUGUUUUUGUAAAAAGUUUAAUAAUUCUGUUGAUGAUGACAACAAAGCUCGUCAAGACCCUUGCCCAUCUUCAAAUGAUGAGUAUAGUUGUCGUCAAUCAGGAACAACGAAAACCAUGGGAAGUAUGUCUACGAUGUAUAGCGUAGUGAACAAUAACCCAAUGACAUACAAUGCUGAAGUUAGUGCUCCUAGACACAGUAUAAGGAUGUCAACAGCCGUAACAUUAGGCGUAGGGACGACAUGUAAUCAAGGCUCCAAUGCAGAUCCUAAGCGAAAAACGCAAGGUUUUAAUGGCUCCGAUGCAGGCGAGGAUAAAGAUUGCAAAUGCAAUCCUAAAAAACCGGGCCCGCCUUGUAAAACUUUUGAUUGUGAUUGUCUAACUGAAACAGAAAACAUAGCUGCUAGGAAGUUACAUAAGCCGUACUGUCCAUUGUAUAAGCACAAAGUGAAUUGUCCUGUUACUAUGAUGAACGAGGAGGAGGAACUAAAGAAGAAUGAAGAAGAUGAAGAAGAAGUAGCUCCGCUGCCAUACGGCUUACCACCGAUUCAACUAGGCCCAUGUCCCAUCUUAGGAAGACCAUGUACAGUGCCUGAUGGCUUUGCCAGAAUGUAUAGAAAUGCUCAAUUACCAACCGAACCAUACAGUUACAGCGAAGAAGGAGUAUGUAUCGGGCACAAGACUUGUCUUCUCACCAGACCAGCCCUGCAAGUACCCCCCACUAUGGGCUGGUUAUGGAAUGCGACAGACGUGCCAGGCAUGAAGUCUGUUCGCCGCGGUUGGUCACCAGGCGUCAUUGGAAAAAGUGUGGCAAAGACGAUGACGUUUAAAUUUGCACGCGGUGGUACCGAUAAAGACAAAAACAAGAAGAAGAAAAAGAAAGGGAAUAGACCGGGUGCUGAUAUCGGUGGGGGAGAUUCCGAACCUGAAGAGGCGUUGGAGCCAAAACCUGCACUCAAGGUCCAAAGGAAGGGCGAUGUUUUUACUAUACAGGUGUCACCACUAAAAGACUUGACUGAAAUUUUGCCCAACGAAGAUCCGUACGUAGACUGUGAUCCGAUGGUUUUCAAAAUUAUAAAGAAACGAAGUCCAGAAGAACAAGCUAAAGUCGAAGCGAGAAAAAUGGUGAAAUUAAAAAAACAGCGUGAUGCGGAAAUCCGUAAGGCUCUGGCGGAGGCCGUUGAGGAUAUAUGCAAGUGUGCCUACAUGGACGUCUACUGCAACGACCUGACUGCGAUAGAUCGAGUCAUCGACAGCUGUCCAGCAUUUAAAGAGCCCGAGUGUAUUUGUAAAGAGGAGUCACUGAGCUCUUUAUCGAGUAACGCAACGUGGGAUAUAGAGUACACGCCGCCAUUUGGGUGCUUCGAUUUGGCGCCCAGAAAACGAAAAACGUACAUUCACGUGGAAACGCAGUACAUACCAGCAGACGCUGGUAUCGUGGAGCCACCGCCACCACCACCACCACCACCACCGAAACCAAAGUCUAAUUACGACGAAAUGAGGUAA